AUGGCUUGCCUUAAAUCUUGGGGCUCGCAGGCCCGUGUGUUCUGGCACGAUAGACACAUGUCAGAUGGGACGGGGAGCGCUAGCAGGGGAAUCACUUCGCUGAUCUUGAUCGCCCGAAUAACCAAGGGCUUGUGGCGCUGCGAGUUUGAGAUGUGGGUUAUCGAAUCAUUUACCCAUCAACACGUCCAGUAG
Fusarium verticillioides 7600 is the source of this 192-nucleotide messenger RNA. RefSeq lists its product as hypothetical. NCBI's taxonomy places the organism in Eukaryota, Fungi, Ascomycota, Sordariomycetes, Hypocreales, Nectriaceae. Bases 1 to 192 code for a protein of 63 amino acids. The record is from RefSeq and is a predicted model, not a curated record. The transcript has a single exon.